Microdochium trichocladiopsis is the source of this 1296-nucleotide messenger RNA. Its product is annotated as GLEYA domain-containing protein. NCBI's taxonomy places the organism in Eukaryota, Fungi, Ascomycota, Sordariomycetes, Xylariales, Microdochiaceae. The record is from RefSeq and is a predicted model, not a curated record. The transcript is spliced from 4 exons. Bases 1 to 1296 code for a protein of 431 amino acids.
AUGCGUGCCAUAUCAAAUAUCGUCCCAAUCCUUCUGCCACUCGCAGCCUAUGCUGCUCCGGCGCCGGCCGUCGAAGAGAGAGGUCUACUGGACCCAGUCGUCUGUCUCCUCAACAAUCUGCUAGUUGGGCUGCGCAACGACCCGCUUGCAACCCCCUACUGUUCCAGCGUGCUGGGCAUCCGGCCGCUCACAGCGUCUGCGUCUGUGGCCGUCACCGUUCGUCCGACAAUCACGUCCACCGUCAGCAUUGGUGGAGGCACGGUGACUUUCACCGUAGGAAGGCAGGAUACUACUCAGGUCACAACCACUGCUACUGCCACAAGCACCAUCACGAGCACCGUGACGAGCACGACGUCCAUCUCCACAGUAACAUGUCUGGACGCCGCGUACACCGCCUCCGUGGGUCGUCGCGACGCUCCCAUUGACCCGCCCGCGCUAGACAAGCGUCAAGUUAGUGUUUCUGCUUCUGCGGCUGUGACACCUACGAUUAUCCCACCCAGCGCCCAGCCCGGCAACAUCCAGACUGCCUGCUCCUGCCUGGGGCUGACGACCAACACCAUCACCAUCACUCCUACGGUGACUGCUGGUGCUGGCGUUACCAACUUUGCCACUGUCAACCUCGGUGCACAGGUCUCACUCACGAUUACACUCAACGAGUUGGUUACUGGCACGACAACGGUAACCACGACGGUCACAACCACCACAACCUCGACACAGGGGGUAGUCGGCACCUUCCUUGCCAACCCGGACGGUCUCAGGUUCAAGAAGUAUCAGCACCAGUUCAGCGCUGACAAUAAUCCCGGCGCCUUCAACGUCGAAUACUUCAAGAACACUGGUUUCGACUUCGCCGGAUCCAUCAGGUCUCCGCGGUUCAGUAGCCCCGAUUGGCCAUAUGGCGAUAGCAGUAUGACCAUGGGUGGGCAGACUUUCGAUUCGGCGUUCGCCGCGGUCGUUGUGCAAGGCUUCUACGUCGCACGGGCGACUGGUGUCCAUACCUUCAGCUCCAGCGGUGACUACGUCGACAACUGGGGAUACCUAUGGACGGGGGACAAAUCUUACAGCGCGUACGAUUCAUCCAACACCGACUUCAAGUCUAUCCGCACGGCAGGGGGGCCUUAUGUCGGCGGCACCAAGCAGUUACAGAUGAAUGUUGGCGACGCCAUCCCGUUCACUUGGCUGUGGUCCAACGGCGGUGGCGUUGGAAACAGUGACCUCACCAUCACUGUCCCCAGCGGCGGAUUUUCGGGUGGUGAGGGCAACUUUGUCCCUGCCUGCAGCGCCAAUACUUUCAGCUAA